This is a messenger RNA of Eleginops maclovinus (Patagonian blennie), 2586 nucleotides long. It is a transcript of the gene iqub, whose product is annotated as IQ motif and ubiquitin domain containing. The record is from RefSeq and is a predicted model, not a curated record. The transcript is spliced from 13 exons. Gene Ontology annotation, cellular component: motile cilium; acrosomal vesicle. NCBI's taxonomy places the organism in Eukaryota, Metazoa, Chordata, Actinopteri, Perciformes, Eleginopidae. Gene Ontology annotation, biological process: cilium assembly. Gene Ontology annotation, molecular function: protein binding. Bases 260 to 2548 code for a protein of 762 amino acids.
GCCGGGCUAACAUUAGAAAGACUCCGCUUAGCUAACUCAAAAUAUCGAUCCAAAAAGUACAAUAAAACAAGACGACGUUUAAACGAGUGGCAGUGGACAGGGGUUUCUAAACUGUGCCACCGAUAUUUCACCCUGGCUCAGCGUUCUGGAGGAUUUACAGCUCGUUUGUUCACUUUAGUUGACUUUAAGUGGGAAAGCUAACAAGCUAACCAGCUAACAAGCUAACCUAGACACAGCUGGUCGGUUAGCUAAAGCUGUCAUGUCGGAGCAGAGAGAAAAUGAAGAGCAGGAGGUGAAAGAAGAUGAAGAAGAGGAGGAAGACACGGACAUAAAUGUUGAACUAGGAGGAGAUACUGUAGAGCAGCCGCCAGAGGACGACAGAGAACCGGGGUGGAGAGGAGAGGAGGAGCAGGCGGACGGAACGACCUCAGAUGUGCUGGAGACUGUGGAGGAAGCUGAAACUCAGGUGGAUCUGCGCCAUGGUGCCGAGCAGCUCAGAGAGCCUCAGAGGACAGAACAUGUUGGAAACUCCACGGCAACAGUGAAGGUGGUGCUGGUGCCGGAGGGUCAUGUGAUGACGGUGGCUUUCGCCAUCGGCCUCAGCAUCGCUCAGCUGAAGCUCCACCUCGCCAACGAGCUGCGGGUUCCUGCUGACGUGCUGCACAUCUCUCUGGACGGCAGAGCGGUGGAGGAGCAGCAGAGCCUGAUGGAGCUCGGCGUUCGGCCUAACGGCUCCACCCGGAUGGAGAUGAGCUCCACCGACCCGUCCUUCCACCCGCUGCGCCCCGUCCGCCCCCCCGAGCAGGACAACAUGCCGGACGUCAUCACCGUCAGAGUGCAAACAGAGGAGGACAUGUUCCGGGAGGUGGUGGUGGAGAUCCGGCGCCCUCCCCAGCAGAAGGCCUUCCUGGGCGGAUUCAAACACCGGCUGACGGGGGCGCAGUACCACCACGCCGCCGUGCAGACCCUCCCCAAGAGGAGACCCGACAGAGGGUUGGUGCUCCUCAGCCGCAACACACAGACCGUGGAGCUGAAGUCCGAGGCGCAACAGUGUCCCGUCGACGCCUCCACCCAGAUGACGGGGAUCGGCUGCUACGUCUCCUGUGUGGACGACAGGCUGGUCGCCCCUGGCAACUACAUCACAGCUGACCAGUACCACGAAGAGAGGCUGAGAGCUGUGACGGUCCUGCAGACGUUCGCCCGGCGCUGGCUGGCCCAGCAGGAGGUGGACCGCGUGAGGAAAGACCGGGACCGGAGGCUGGCCUGGCUGGAGCUGCAGGAGAGGAAGAGGAAGGAGGAGAAGGAGGAGCAGCUGAAGGACCGGAGGCAGCGCUGGAUCAACCCGCAGAGGAGGGAGGACUUCAACCUGCUCUACCACGCGCUGGAGAAGUGGAGGUGUGAGGAGGAGCAGCAGAUUAACUCGUCCCUCAGAGGAGCGGAGAGGAAGGCGGCGCUCUGCUCACUGCUGGAGAACGAGACGCAGCUCAUUGCCGCCAUCGGACACCAUCGCAUCGCCGCGCAGAACAACAACUACGACAAAGUGGUCAGGACCCUCCUGGACAAGUCGGCGGCUCCUCAUCAGUGGAGAGCAGCGGACGGCCGUCUGCUCGAGAAGGUCAGUGAACACAUCAUCAGAGCCAGAGAGCUGCGAGACCUUUACCACACCCUCAACCUGAACUCUGAGAGCCGGGAGCAGAGAAUGGAGCACCUGCUGACACUCAAACACACCGUCAAGGAGCACGAGUGCCAGCUGACCCGGGACAUCGUGGAUUUGAUUGACAGGGAGGUGGACCUCAUGAGUCGGCAGGUUAAAGUAGCGAGUCUGCAGGGGCUGAGGAAGAGGAUCUCCACCCUGUUCCUGCAGUUCAUCAAAACUCCAGCGUUUAACCCCGAGGUGGCCAAACACCUGAAGGUUCCCCAGGACCCGUCUCAGCUGAAGAACGACAUGUUCCAGUGCCGUGGUUGCCAGCGCUACCUCCAGUCCUCCGACUUCAGCCCGACGGCCGGAGCCCGUCUGAGCGGACGCUGCCGGGACUGCACCGGCCUCGACAACAUUGCCCGAUCCCGCAACGACUUCUCCUGCUACCGGAACAUCCUGAGGAGGCUGAGGAGCGACGAGCUGCGGCUCAACCAGGAGGCCAAGAUCCCCUUCCUGCUGCAGGUGGAGGACGUGCGGUACCUGGUGGAGGUGGUGUGGGCGUCCCGCUCCUCCCUCCACGGCAGCGGCGACCUCUACAACCUGGUGUUUGUGCGCUGGGAGCGACGGAGGGCCUGGAGCCCCUGGAACUGCAUCCUGCUGUCCAAAGAGGAGACGUCCGCUCACCUGGAGGUGGAGGACGUCCACAAGGCGUACGAGACGACGUUCCUCCGCAGGAUCGAGCGCAACCACAUGCUGGCGCGCCGUCACUUCAGCAGCAUCCCCGUCAUGGCGGAGCACCUGGAGGCUGAGCCGGCCGCCGACGCACUCGGCAGCCAGCUCGUCUCCAAGCCUGUCACCAUGGCGACUGGCAAGCCCACCAUCAACACCCCACUGGGCUCUGCUCGUUAAGAAACUCCCCACUGCGUCCCUCUCUCGCUCUCAUCUUC